This is a messenger RNA of Suncus etruscus (white-toothed pygmy shrew), 1725 nucleotides long. It is a transcript of the gene CNGA4, whose product is annotated as cyclic nucleotide gated channel subunit alpha 4. The transcript has 6 exons. Gene Ontology annotation, biological process: potassium ion transport; monoatomic cation transmembrane transport. Gene Ontology annotation, molecular function: protein-containing complex binding; cGMP binding; intracellularly cGMP-activated cation channel activity. NCBI's taxonomy places the organism in Eukaryota, Metazoa, Chordata, Mammalia, Eulipotyphla, Soricidae. The coding region runs from base 1 to 1725 and encodes 574 amino acids. Gene Ontology annotation, cellular component: intracellular cyclic nucleotide activated cation channel complex; plasma membrane. The record is from RefSeq and is a predicted model, not a curated record.
AUGAGCCAGGACAGCAAAGUGAAGACAACAGAGUCCAGUCCCCCAGCUCCAACCAAGGCCAGGAAGUCACUUCCUGUCCUGGACCCUUCUGGAGAAUACUAUUAUUGGUGGCUAAACACUAUGGUCUUCCCAGUUAUGUAUAACCUCAUCAUCAUUGUGUGCAGAGCCUGUUUUCCUGACUUGCAGCAUAGCUAUCUUGUGGCCUGGUUAGUGCUGGACUAUAUAAGUGAUCUGCUAUAUCUACUAGACAUUGUGGUACGCUUCCACACAGGAUUCCUGGAACAAGGCAUUCUGGUGGUGAAUAAAGGUCAAAUCUCAAGUCGCUAUGUUCGCUCAUGGAGCUUCAUCUUGGACCUGGCUUCUCUGGUGCCCACUGAUGUGGCCUAUGUGAGGCUGGGCCCACAUACACCUACACUGAGACUGAAUCGCUUUCUGCGUGCUCCCCGCCUCUUUGAGGCCUUUGAUCGCACAGAGACCCGCACGACAUAUCCAAAUGCGUUUCGGAUAGCCAAAUUGAUGCUUUACAUUUUUGUUGUCAUCCACUGGAAUAGCUGCCUCUACUUUGCUCUAUCCCGGUAUUUGGGUUUUGGGCGUGAUGCAUGGGUGUACCCAGACCCUGCACAGCCUGGCUUUGAGCGCCUGCGGCGCCAGUACCUUUAUAGCUUUUACUUCUCCACACUGAUCCUGACCACCGUGGGCGACACACCACUGCCAGACUGUGAGGAGGAGUAUCUCUUUAUGGUGGGUGACUUCCUACUAGCUGUCAUGGGGUUCGCCACCAUCAUGGGUAGCAUGAGCUCUGUCAUCUACAACAUGAACACAGCUGAUGCAGCUUUCUACCCAGACCAUGCUCUUGUGAAGAAAUACAUGAAACUGCAGCAUGUCAACCGUCGACUGGAGCGGAGAGUUAUUGACUGGUACCAGCACCUGCAGAUCAACAAGAAGAUGACCAAUGAAGUAGCCAUCUUACAGCAUUUGCCUGAGAGGUUGCGAGCAGAGGUGGCUGUAUCUGUACAUCUACCUACUUUGAGCCGGGUACAGAUCUUCCAGAACUGUGAGGCCAGCCUGCUGGAGGAGCUGGUGCUAAAGCUACAGCCCCAGACCUAUUCACCAGGUGAAUAUGUCUGCCGCAAAGGGGACAUUGGUCGAGAGAUGUACAUCAUCCGCGAGGGUCAAUUAGCUGUGGUGGCAGAUGAUGGCAUCACACAAUAUGCUGUGCUUGGAGCAGGGCUCUAUUUUGGUGAGAUCAGCAUCAUCAACAUCAAAGGCAAUAUGUCAGGGAACCGUCGCACAGCCAAUAUCAAGAGUCUAGGUUAUUCAGACCUAUUUUGCCUGAGCAAGGAGGACCUGCGGGAAGUGCUGAGUGAGUACCCACAGGCCCAAGCAGUUAUGGAGGAAAAGGGCCGUGAGAUUCUGCUCAAAAUGAACAAACUGGAUGUAAAUGCUGAGGCAGCAGAAAUCGCCUUACAGGAAGCCACAGAAAACCGAUUACAAGGCCUAGAUCAGCAGCUAGAUGAUCUACAGACCAAGUUUGCUCGUCUUCUAGCUGAAUUGGAGUCCAGUGCACUCAAGAUUGCUUAUCGCAUUGAAAAACUAGAGUGGGAAACACGAGAGUGGCCAAUGCCUGAGGAAAUAAUAGAAGCUGAUGAUGAGGAUGAUUCUGGGGAGGGAACUUCUAAGGGUGGAGAGGGCAAAGUUAAUCAGGAAGAUCCCCCAGGUCCAUAA